Molecule: messenger RNA, 1139 nt
Organism: Telopea speciosissima
Lineage: Eukaryota; Viridiplantae; Streptophyta; Magnoliopsida; Proteales; Proteaceae
Product: glyoxylate/hydroxypyruvate reductase HPR3-like
Exons: 2
Coding region: 72-1070 (332 amino acids)
Cellular component (GO): cytosol
Molecular function (GO): glyoxylate reductase (NADPH) activity; hydroxypyruvate reductase [NAD(P)H] activity; NAD binding
Source: RefSeq, a predicted model, not a curated record
ACCUUUCUUGCUAUUUCCAUUGCUUCGUUGAUGUAAUCAACAAUUCUACUAGCCGGCAGCCCUCUUCGUUCAUGGUGGAUGAAGAAAAAGAACAACAACGAGAAGCAGAAAUGGAGAAGCUACCGGUGGUUUUACAACUUCGUCCCGUCCCUGCAAUCGCUUCUGUUGAAGAUCGAAUCUUGAAGAAGUUCAGAUUUCUAAAGGCUUGGGAGUCUUCGAUGCCAAUGGACCUCUUCUUGACCACAUAUGCGCAGUCGGUGAGAGCCCUUCUCUGCUUUAGCAGAACUCCAACCGCCGACGCCCUUCGAUACCUUCCUUCUCUCCAAUGCAUCGUCACUACCAGUGCCGGUCUCAACAACAUCGAUUUGGCUGAGUGCCGGCGGAGGGGUAUUGCCGUAGCUAAUGCUGGCGACACUUACUCUGAGGACGUUGCUGAUUACACAAUCGGUCUCUUUCUAGAUGUCCUCAGACGUAUCUCUGCUUCCGACCGGUAUGUCCGCCAGAGUCUUUGGCCUACCAAGGGCGAGUAUCCUCUAGGCUCCAGGUUAAGAGGUAAACGAGUGGGGAUUGUUGGCCUAGGACAUAUAGGUUCUGAAGUUGCAAAAAGGCUUGUGGCCUUUGGGUGCAGUAUCUCUUACAAUUCAAGGAAGAAGAAGUCAUCUGUUGCAUUUCCAUACUAUUCUGAUGUCUGUGACCUUGCAGCUAAUAGUGAUGUUCUCAUCCUUAGUUGUGGAUUGACCAAGGAAACACACCACAUCAUUAACAGGGAUGUGCUGUUGGCAUUGGGAGAGGAAGGGGUUAUCAUUAACGUUGGACGGGGUGCUGUUAUUGAUGAGAAGGAAUUGAUUAAGUGUUUGAUGCAAGGAGAAAUUGGAGGUGCUGGUCUGGAUGUGUUUGAGAAUGAGCCGGAUGUGCCCAAAGAGCUUCGUGUGUUAGAUAAUGUUGUAUUAUCUCCACAUAAAGCCGUCUUUACAUCAGAGUCCGAUACAUCAUUGCAUGAUUUGGUGAUAGCCAAUUUGGAGGCAUUCUUCUCUAAUAAACCAUUGCUUUCUGAGGUGAAGGAUGAAUGAGAAGAUCAUCUAUUCUAUCAAAGAAAACAACAUGAUAUGUUCUUGAUCACCAUGGGAAACAGAUAGCAA